AUGAUUGAGAGGCUGCAACAACAGAACAUUAUACUAAUGGAGCAGAAUGCAGCUGUCCUACAGAGUCUGGAGGCCGCUCGCGCAAAUUCUGAAUCGAUGCAGAGGCAAUUGAUGGAGAUCAUUGCCGCCACCAGAGGCACACCAGGAGCGUCCUCUUCUAACACUACCCAACCUGCUGAGUGGAGCUUGGAGAAUUUCCUUCAGCAUCGCCCGACCAAGUUCGAUGGGAAGUGCCUUCCUGAUGAAGCAGAUCAAUGGCUGCGUGACAUGGAGAGGAUUUAUAAUGCGAAAAGGUGCCCAGAUGAAAAUCGUUUGGCUUUCACAGAAUAUCUUCUGACUGGAGAAGCGAGCCACUGGUGGGCUAGCGUGAGAGCUAUAUUGACGGACGCUCACAGUCCUAUUACUUGGGAAGUGUUCAGAAACAAAUUCUAUGAAGAGUAUUUUCCAGACGGUGUUCAUUUUGCCAAGGAGGUGGAGUUCCUACAGUUAGUACAGGGGGGAAUGUCUGUUUCUGAGUAUACGAACAAGUUCAAGCACUUGGUUCGUUUCAACACCAUGGCGACCAGUGAGGAGUGGCAGUGUAGAAAGUUUGAAAAUGGGCUGAAGAGUGAUUUGAAGGUGUUAAUUUCCAGCUUAUGUAUUCCGUCAUUUCCUGCAAUGGUUGAGAGGGCCAAGGUAUUGGAGAAAAAUAUGGCUGAGGCAGAACAACAGAAGAAACAACAAGCAACCAGAGGACCAAUUCUGUCAAGGGCGAACCUGAAUCGGAAUAGGAUACCGUACGCCCGUCCAACACCGCCGUCAAAUUCAAGUGGGUCUCGAGCUUUGGUUGUUGCCGGACAAUCAGGACAACAGGGGACGAUCAGAUGUUUUCAAUGUGGAGGACCACACUACCGAUCAUCGUGUCCUCAGUUAUUAGGGGUGAAGUUAUGCACUCGUUGUGGGAAGAACGGACAUCUAGAGCGCGAGUGUAAUAUGGGCGGACGAGCGGCAAUGAGGCCGCCAAACACUGGAAGAAUGCAACAAGGGAGAGGUGGACGAGCGCAGGCUAUUGGUCGAGUCUAUGCGAUCACGGGCGUUGAAACUGCCAGUUCAGGUACGCUCGUUACCAGCACAUGUUUAUUAUUUGGAAAUCCUUGUUGUGUAUUGUAUGAUUCGGGGGCGACACACUCCUUCAUCUCGAAGGCGUGUGUUGAGAAAUUGGGAUUAGCAGAAAGUGAAAUGCAGUUUGACUUGGUGGUGUCAACCCCAGCAGCUGGUGAGAAGGGCGUAGAUAUAAGGUAA
Molecule: messenger RNA, 1281 nt
Organism: Vigna umbellata (rice bean)
Lineage: Eukaryota; Viridiplantae; Streptophyta; Magnoliopsida; Fabales; Fabaceae
Source: RefSeq, a predicted model, not a curated record